Messenger RNA from Cylicostephanus goldi, 186 nucleotides. The record is from the annotation of a GenBank genome assembly. Lineage: Eukaryota; Metazoa; Nematoda; Chromadorea; Rhabditida; Strongylidae.
GAGGUGAACUACGAUGCCGUUGGUAUUUCGGUCAUUGACAUGCGGUAUACACCGAAGGAAGCGCGUCGAGAUGGUGAUAAGAAAGCAGCGCUGUUGUCGAUUGAGGAUCCGUUGUUGAUAAGUGAGUCCCAUGAUGGUUAUAACAACAUUUCCUUUAUUAAUCUUGACAUGGAUUUUGCUCGCUGA